CGCCUGGGGAGCAUUUCUACACGAAUCCAGACAAAGCCUCGCAAAACGAAAUUACCCCCCUUUUCUCCCGGACAAAUUGCAGAAACACCCUCUCCGUUUUGUCGCGGCGGCGACGGCGAGCGCGACAACGCAGAUCUCUUCUCGUCCUAAGGCUCCGGCGAUCUCUCUGGCUGUGUGAGCGGGAGAGAUGGAGCUGUGGAGCAAGCUGAGGAGCCUCGACGCCUACCCGAAGGUGAACGAGGACUUCUACAGCCGCACCCUCUCCGGCGGGCUCAUCACCAUCGUCUCCUCCCUCGCUAUCCUCCUCCUCUUCUUCUCAGAGAUCCGGUUGUAUCUAUAUGCUGCCACAGAGAGUAAGCUCACAGUUGAUACCUCAAGAGGGGAAAGGUUACAUAUUAAUUUUGAUGUUACAUUCCCCGCCCUUCCUUGUUCUCUUGUUGCUAUUGAUACUAUGGAUGUUAGUGGAGAGCAACAUUAUGAUAUAAGACACGACAUAAUGAAGAAAAGAAUCGAUCACCUUGGUAAUGUAAUUGAAUCAAGAAAAGAUGGAGUUGGUUCCCCUAAGAUUGAAAGACCAUUGCAGAAUCAUGGUGGAAGGCUUGACCACAAUGAGGUUUACUGUGGGUCUUGUUAUGGUUCCGAAGAGUCAGAUGACCAGUGUUGUAACUCCUGUGAAGAAGUUCGUGAUGCCUAUCGGAAGAAAGGUUGGGCACUCACUAACGUAGAAUCAAUUGAUCAGUGCAAGAGAGAGGGCUUCGUUCAAAGGUUAAAAGACGAACAAGGCGAAGGUUGCAACAUUCAUGGAUUUGUAGAUGUCAAUAAAGUUGCUGGAAAUUUUCACUUUGCCCCAGGAAAAAGCUUGGACCAUGCAUUCAACUUCCUUCAAGAUAUGUUGAACUUCCAGCCAGAAAAUUACAAUAUAAGCCACAAGAUAAACAAAUUGUCCUUUGGGAAAGAGUUCCCUGGUGUUGUCAAUCCUCUUGAUGGUGUAGAGUGGAAACAGGAGCAGACAACUGGAUUGACAGGGAUGUACCAGUAUUUUGUGAAGGUUGUCCCUACUAUCUAUACAGAUAUCAGGGGGCGAAAGAUUCACUCAAAUCAGGUAAACAUCAUGGAUUUUAAUGUUUACCUUUUAUUACCAAGCCAAAGUUUCUGGCCAAUACUUGACUUCCAUCUGCAGUUUUCUGUGACGGAGCACUUUAGAGAAGCAAUUGGCCUUCCAAGGCCCCCGCCCGGUGUAUAUUUCUUCUACGAAUUUUCGCCAAUUCAGGUUGAUUUUACUGAAGAAAACACAUCGCUUCUUCACUUCUUGACAAACAUAUGUGCGAUUGUUGGAGGAAUAUUCACCGUGGCUGGCAUCAUAGAUUCAUUUGUGUACCAUGGUCAUCGUGCAAUCAAGAAGAAGAUGGAGAUCGGAAAGUUCGGGUAGGGUAAUUCCAAGUGGAGCAGCAUGUAGCCAGCCAGCCAGUAGGACGGUAGCCAGGAACUGAGCUGCCCUGGAAAGGCGAGCAGAGAGCUCAGGAGGAAUUUUGGUCAAGAAUACUAUAUUAUUGUAAUGCACUUCCUACUCACUCGACUUUUGCUGGUAAUUAUUUGAUCCCAGACGUGCCAAUCAUAGAGGCUUCUUUUUUCUUACUCUCUUGUGUAAGCAACCGGAUCGCAGUGUUUGUCUUAUAGCAGUUCAAAGUCUUGUGUAACAAUACUACAUACACAAAA
Molecule: messenger RNA, 1716 nt
Organism: Hordeum vulgare subsp. vulgare (domesticated barley)
Lineage: Eukaryota; Viridiplantae; Streptophyta; Magnoliopsida; Poales; Poaceae
Product: endoplasmic reticulum-Golgi intermediate compartment protein 3-like
Exons: 12
Coding region: 188-1429 (413 amino acids)
Cellular component (GO): COPII-coated ER to Golgi transport vesicle; endoplasmic reticulum
Source: RefSeq, a predicted model, not a curated record